AAGCGUGACUGCGAAGGGGGGACGGACGGACACAACAACUCCAUGCCUGCCGCGGCUCCUUCUCCUUCUUCUGCUCGCAAAUUAACUUAAAAGCGGCGCAUUUCACAGACAAGCAGGGGAAACAACAUUUCUUCUCUCCUUCUUUUUGCCCCCCCUCUCCCUCUUUCUCUCUCUCUCUCUCCGUCGUUGGCAGCGACGCCGAACACUUGAGCGAGGCUGACGUUAACCCGUUAGCGGCAGCAGCGAACCGGAGCUGCCACGAGUAGAUCCACGAUAUCUCCCCCCUUACACCAGGACCUCGUGUUUCUCCGGAGGUGGACUCCUAUCUAUUCCCACCUGUGCUUUUUUUUUUUCUUCUCUCUACAAAAAAAAAAAAAAGAAAUCUUUGUUUUUAAACGCUCGGUGCUAACUCUGCUCGGUGGCUCUUAAUUACAUGAAGUGGAUUGGUUCAAACUAGUGAAGACGGGACUAAACGCCGCGCUUCUUCACACAAGGAGAGAAAUGCAAACGGUGGCGACGGAGAGGAGAUUCAAAACGGAGCGCGUGUGAUAUCAUAUGUCCUCCGAGUGGUCCACACAUUCAACAAGAGGGUGGGAUACAGCAGAUGCUAAUUUUCUCCACUCCAGUCUUGUUUUUCAAGAGGAAGUUGAAUGGAUUGGUCACACUUUGCACAAGGUGUUAGUCUUUGAUCCUGUCAGAGUGGGACGCGUCUAGCAGCGGGGACUGAGGAGGGAGCAGUGCCAACGUAGAGCAUGGUGCCUAACAUUCACCUGGCAGGGCCCCUCCUGCCCAGAGGGGCGUUGCUGUUGCUGCUUCUACUCGGCUCCGAGGUGAUCUCCUCUCUGGCAGACAGCAGGCCGAGUUUUAUCAAAACCCCGGAGGACCAGAUUGGCAUCGCGGGCGGGGUUGCAUCAUUCGUGUGCCAGGCCACAGGAGAGCCCAAGCCCAGAAUCACCUGGAUGAAGAAGGGCAAGAAAGUCAGCUCCCAGCGCUUCGAGGUGAUCGAAUUCGACGACGGCUCGGGCUCGGUGCUGCGGAUCCAGCCGCUGCGCUCCCACAGAGACGAAGCCGUUUACGAGUGCACAGCCACUAACAGCGUUGGCGAGAUCAACGCCAAUGCCAAGCUCUCAGUCCUGGAAGAGACCCAGAUCCCGCACGGCUUCCCCGCCAUCGACAUGGGGCCUCAGCUGAAAGUGGUCGAAAAGACCCGGACCGCCACGAUGCUGUGCGCCGCUAGUGGAAACCCGGACCCGGAGAUCUCGUGGUACAAGGACAUGCUCCCCGUGGACAUCAACAGCAGCAACGGGCGCAUCAAACAGCUUCGCUCAGGUGGUACACCAAUUAGAGGAGCUCUGCAGAUUGAGAACAGCGAGGAGCCGGACCAGGGGAAAUACGAGUGCGUAGCCAUGAACAGCGCCGGGACCCGGUACUCUGCACCCGCCAAUCUCUAUGUCAGAGAUCAGCGCGAAGUGCGAAGGGUCCCACCCAGAUUCUCGAUUCCACCCACCAACCAAGAGGUGAUGCCGGGCGGCAGCGUCAACCUGACCUGCGUGGCGGUGGGCUCCCCCAUGCCCUACGUCAAGUGGACCCUGGGUCAGGAGGAGCUGACCAAAGAGGAGGAGAUGCCGAUGGGCCGCAACGUGCUGGAGGUCACCAACAUCCGGGAGUCAGCCAACUACACGUGCGUGGCCAUCUCUUCACUGGGCAUGAUUGAAGCCACGGCACAGGUCACCGUCAAAGCCUUACCAAAGCCGCCCACCUCCCUCACGGUGACAGAAACCACCGCCACCAGUGUGACGCUCACGUGGGAUUCUGGAAACCCGGAGCCCGUUUCCUACUACAUGAUCCAAUACCGGGCCAAAACCUCGGACAACGGCUUCCAGGAGGUGGAGGGCGUGGCAACCACGCGCUACAGCAUCGGCGGACUCAGUCCGUACUCCGAGUACGAGUUCCGCGUCAUGGCCGUGAACAACAUCGGCCGCGGGCCGCCCAGCGACCCCGUGGAGACGCGCACCGGCGAGCAGGCGCCCUCCUCGCCGCCCCUCCACGUUCAGGCCCGCAUGCUGAGCGCCAGCACCAUGCUGGUGCAGUGGGAGCCUCCCGAGGAGCCCAACGGACAGAUAAGAGGUUACCGGGUGUACUACAGCUCCAACAUGAUGGACCCGCUCAGCGCCUGGCAGAAACACAACACGGACGACAGCAGCCUGACAACCAUCUCGGGGCUGACGCCCGACAUCACCUACAGCCUCAGGGUGCUGGGCUUCACCUCCGUGGGCGACGGACCUCCCUCUGACAUCCUGCAAGUCAAGACGCAGCAGGGAGUUCCCGCCCAGCCGUCCAGUUUCGAGGCCGAAGCCGAGCUCGACACCCGGAUCUCGCUGACAUGGCUCUGGCCCGUCCAGGACCAAAUCACCAAGUACGAGCUGCAGUACUGGGAGGCCGGCACAGACAGCAAGAAACACGUGACGUUCAACCCGGCGGGCUCCUACGCCGUGGACGGUUUAAAGCCUGACACCAUGUACUAUUUCUCCCUGGCAGCCCGCUCCGAAAUGGGUUUGGGCGUCUACACCCAGCCCAUCCAGGCCCGCACCGCUCAGUCCACUCCCUCCGCCCCACCUCAGGAAGUUCACGUGGUCAGCCUGACCUCCACAAGCCUCAAGGUGAGUUGGGUGGCGCCGCCUGCCGACAGCCGCCACGGUGCCAUCGUGCGCUACACAGUCAGCUACCGGGCUCCGGCGGGAGAGGACACGGAGCGGCACGAUGUGCCCGACAUCGGUGCAGACGCCACCAGCCAUGUGCUGGUAGGCCUGGAGAAGUGGACUGAGUAUGAGGUGUGGGUGAGGGCACACACUGACGUGGGCCCAGGCCCCGAAAGUGCCCCGGUCAAGAUGAGAACCAAGGAGGAUGUGCCAGGAGCCCCUCCCAGGAAGCUGGAGGUCGAGGCCAUAAACUCCACGGCCAUCCGGGUCACCUGGAAGCCCCCCGUACAGGUGAAGCAGCACGGACAAAUCAGGGGCUACCAAGUGAUCUUUUCCCGGCUGGAAAACGGCGAACCACGAGGCCAGCCGAACAUCAUGGACGUCGCUUUGCCAGAGGCACAGUGGAAUAUUGAAGAGUCCACCGAGCAUGAAGCCGUCAUUGGAGGACUGCUGGCUGAAACCACCUACUCCGUCACCGUGGCUGCUUACACCACUAAGGGCGACGGAGCUCGGAGCAAAGCCAAAGUCGUCACCACCACUGGGGCAGUGCCAGGCAGGCCCACCAUGAUGAUCAGCACCACCAUGGGCAACACAGCACUGAUCCAGUGGCAGCCUCCCAAGGAGAUGGUGGGGGAGCUGAUGGGCUACCAGCUGCAGUACAAACGCACCGACGAGGAGACCUUCACCUCGCUGGAGCUGAGCAAAACCAAAGACCACCACACCGUCACCGAGCUGCACAAAGGAGCCACCUACGUCUUCCGCCUGAGCGCCCGCAACCGCGCCGGUGCCGGCGAGGCCUACGUGAAGGAGAUCAGCACCCCUGAAGAUGUGCCCACAGGGUUCCCCCUCAACCUCAAAGUCACCGGGCUCACCCAGUCGAGCACGAAGCUCACCUGGGAGCCCCCGAAUCUGAAAGAAAGGAACGGCAAGAUAACUCACUACCUAGUGGUGUACAGGGACAUAAACAAUCAGCAGGACAACACCAGCCGCACGAUGGACACGAACUUGACCAUCGUGGGCCUCAACCCGGACACCACUUACGACAUCCGCGUGCAGGCUUUCACCAGCAAGGGCCCCGGACCCCUCAGCCCCAGCAUCCAGAGCAGGACCAUGUCCAACGAUUUCCCAACGCUUAACUUUGGUGUGAAAGCGGUCACAAAAACAUCCGUGCUCCUCACCUGGGACCUGCCGGAAAACCACAAAUCUCAGGCUCCAUUUAAGAUUUUGUACAACCAACAAAGUGUGGAGGUGGAGGGAAACCAAAAGAGGAAGCUGAUCACGCAGCUGCAGCCGGACACCGACUACUCCUUUGUGCUGACGAGCAGGGGCAUCAUUGCUGGAGGUCUUCAGCAGCAGGUGUCCAUCCGCACGGCCCCGGACCUCAUCCAGACCAAGCCCAUCACGCAGACGUCUCAGGGUGGCAAAAUGACCAUCGACCUGCCCAAAGUCCAGACCACCACCCGCGUCAGAUGGUAUUACAUCGUGGUGGUGCCCAAAACGCAGUCCAUGCAGCGGUGGAAGAAUCCAGACGAGGUGGACCUGGAAGAGCUGCUCAGGUCCAGAGAAGGUCCGGUCCUGAGGCGCAGACGUCACGUGGAGUCCCCCAGGGCAUACGUUGCAGCCAAAUUGGCCAGCCUGCCGGCAACCUUUGUGUUGGGCGAUGACAAGGAUUACGCAGGCUUCAGAAACAAACCCCUGACUAACAACCAAGAGUACCUCUGCUUUGUCGUGGCGGUGCUACGAAAUGAAGGGACGGACAGCACAGCUAAUUAUAUGACCUUUUCCGCCAGUCCCUACUCUGACCCGAUCCAGAUCAAAACCAAGUUGCCCCAAGGGAUGGAUCCACCUGAAAUGCUUUGGGUGAUGGGCCCCGUGCUGGCAGUGGUCGUCAUCAUCAUCAUCGUCAUCGCCAUCCUUCUGUUUAAAAACAAACAGGAAAGAAAGCGGGCAUCGCCCUUACCGAAAGACGAGCACUCAGGCGGCGUGAAGGACUUGCUGUUAGCCAACUCCUCCGACCCCGUCGAGAUGAGGAGACUCAACUACCAGACCCCAGGUCCCAGCUCUCAUCGCUGCCCCAACACUCCAAGAAUGAGGGAGCACCCACCAAUUACUGUCGUUGACCUGGCUGACCACAUAGAGCGACUUAAGGCCAACGACGGCCUCCGCUUUUCCCAGGAAUAUGAGUCUAUUGAUCCAGGCCAGCAGUUUACCUGGGAGAACUCCAACAUGGAAGUGAACAAACCAAAGAAUCGCUAUGCAAACGUCAUCGCCUAUGACCACUCCAGAGUGGUCCUCACCUCUGUUGAUGCCGUUCCAGGCAGCGACUACAUUAACGCCAACUACAUCGACGGCUACAGGAAGCAGAACGCCUACAUCGCCACUCAGGGGCCCCUGCCGGAGACCCUGAGCGACUUCUGGAGAAUGGUGUGGGAGCAGAGAUCCAACACCAUCGUCAUGAUGACCAGACUGGAGGAGAAGUCGCGGGUGAAGUGUGACCAGUACUGGCCGUCACGAGGAACAGAGACAUACGGGAUGAUCCAGGUCACCAUGCUGGACACAGUGGAGCUGGCAACUUACAGCGUCCGAACCUUUGCCCUCUACAAGAACGGCUCCAGCGAGAAGAGAGAGGUGAGACAGUUCCAGUUCAUGGCCUGGCCCGACCACGGCGUGCCCGAGUAUCCCACGCCCAUCCUGGCCUUCCUGCGGAGGGUGAAGGCCUGCAACCCUCCAGACGCCGGGCCCAUGGUGGUCCACUGCAGCGCGGGCGUCGGCCGGACCGGCUGCUUCAUCGUGAUCGAUGCCAUGCUGGAGCGCAUGAAGCACGAGAAGACGGUGGACAUUUACGGCCACGUGACGUGCAUGCGCGCCCAGAGGAACUACAUGGUCCAGACCGAGGACCAGUACAUCUUCAUCCACGAAGCGCUCCUGGAGGCCGCCACCUGCGGCAACACGGAGGUGCCGGCGCGCAACCUGUACGCCCACAUCCAGAAACUCACGCAGCCGCCGCCCGGCGACACGGUCACCGCCAUGGAGCUGGAGUUCAAGAGACUGGCCAACUCCAAAGCCCACACGUCACGCUUCAUCAGCGCCAACUUGCCCUGCAACAAGUUCAAGAACCGGCUGGUCAACAUCAUGCCUUUUGAGUCCACCCGUGUUUGCCUGCAGCCCAUCCGCGGCGUCGAGGGCUCCGACUACAUCAACGCCAGCUUCAUCGACGGCUACAGACAGCAGAAAGCCUACGUCGCCACACAGGGACCCCUGGCUGAGACCACCGAGGAUUUCUGGAGGAUGCUGUGGGAGCACAACUCCACCAUCGUGGUCAUGCUCACCAAGCUACGAGAAAUGGGCCGGGAGAAGUGCCAUCAGUACUGGCCAGCAGAGCGUUCGGCCAGGUACCAGUACUUUGUGGUGGAUCCCAUGGCUGAGUACAACAUGCCUCAGUACAUCCUCAGAGAGUUCAAAGUCACAGAUGCCCGGGAUGGACAAUCCAGAACAAUCCGCCAGUUCCAGUUCACCGACUGGCCCGAGCAGGGAGUGCCAAAAACCGGAGAGGGCUUCAUCGACUUCAUUGGACAAGUGCACAAAACUAAGGAGCAGUUUGGACAGGACGGACCAAUCACUGUACACUGCAGUGCCGGGGUAGGCAGGACCGGAGUCUUCAUCACCCUCAGCAUCGUGCUGGAGCGCAUGAGGUACGAGGGUGUGGUGGACCUCUUCCAGACGGUGAAGACGCUCCGCACCCAGCGGCCCGCCAUGGUGCAGACCGAGGACCAGUACCAGCUGUGCUACAGGGCAGCACUGGAGUACCUGGGAAGCUUUGACCACUAUGCAACGUAACCACUCUCACUGAAGCAGCUUUCCCCGGUCAGACCUCUCAGGAGUGUGCCAAGUGUCCCAUUUCAGCCGCCAUCCAUCCAAAUCACUUGACCCACCCAGCCAACCACCCCCCCCCCCCGCCCCCCCACAACUCCAACUCUCGACCCCCGGCACCCGCCUCGCAGCUAUCGGAGAGGUGGAGAACGGGACGGGCUUACCGCCAUCUGUCAGGGGUUAUCGCAACCAAUUACAGAGCUAUAGGUCGAGAUCAGCGACCCGCCCGAUAUUUUCGCUUUAAAGAUGACAGAACCAUCCCAGAGACAACUGUAAACGUGACAACUCUUGUACAGACGCGACAGAGCAGACUCGAGUCGAAGCCAAACCUCCCUGAUUGUCCGAGGCUACUGGUAGCACAAAGAGAGCAGACGCUCACUUUUCAUCCUCUGUUUGGUCAUUUCGUCAGUAUGAUUCACUACGAGUUAUUGUUUAGUAUGAUGUUUUUUUAUGUUUUUAUUAAUCAUUUUAACGCCAGACAUUUCUUUUUGUGUUUUGUUUUUCUCACACGAAGCAAGCAUUAUAUUCAUAAUCGUUUUUAGGGUACUUUAGCACACGUGGACGUGUUUGUGACGUCCGCUCGACACUAAUCCAGGAGGACCGCUGUUCUCUAAGCUGCUGUCAGGUUUCUCCUACUGCGCCGUGUUUGUUUCCAUUCGUUUUAUGUUCCGAACGUUCCUUUUUGCUCGUUGUCAGCUCAACAACUCCGAUUGCCUUUUUCACUUGCCGUUACGAAAAAAAUCAACUUUGAGGAGAUUUGAUUGGAGAACACAGACUUGCUGCAGUUGUCCCUCUGUAACCGCAGCAGACACACAAAGCCGCAAAGAGGUGCACAGAAAUGCGAAGCACAUCAUUUCUGUUUUUUGUUGUUUUGUUUUUUUUUGUUGUUGUGGGGGUGGGAGGGAGGGUUGUUUUUCAUCAGAAGCCUAUGGCAUUGAGGCCUUCAUGCUCCACAGCGGAGAACAAAGCAGACUUUUUGUACCCAAAGGGUAGGCGACAGGACAAUAUAAACUCACGAUCUCUGAAUAAAGUCAAGAUGCUCUUCAAGUCCCUUUUCCCCCGUCGUCGCCUCGCUUGCCGCCGAGCCCGGUCGGGUUCGCCGGAGUUGGAGCGGAGCAGAAGCGGUUUCGUCAUGGGUUUGGGGAGCAGAGCCAUCAGCAUCGGUACUUGUACAGAAUCAAACCAUUCCUACAGAGGGACAGAAACUCAGCUCUUUGGACUGAAACCUGAUAUUUUAUACAGAAAUAGAACUAUAAAUAUAUAUAUAUAUACACACUCACAUAUAUAUAAUUAUGACUGAUUAUAUAUAUGUACGAUCACACAUAGAUAUAUACACAGCUUCAAAAAUAUAUUGUUAAAAAGGAAUAAUUCUGCUGAUCUAUCUAGAGACACUGCAGAGCCUGCUGUCCUAGAGUGUGUAUUAAUGGAGACACCAUUGUAUCUACUGUACUACCAUUGUAACUUCAACAGCUGGUUGUCCAUGUGAGGAAACAGCACAACCCCCCCCCUCCCAAACCAUCAUCAAAGCCAACAGGUCUUCACUGGGCGAGCACACACCUACUACACGACCCGUGGGAAUAGGACCGUCCGAGCCGAUCGGAUCGACAAAGGGGGAUGGAGGGGGCUCGAAAAAACGCUGGCAAAAACAAAAAAAAUGUUCAUUUCUACCUUGUGAAUGCUUAGUGCUGUAGGGGUUCAAUCUGUUGUACACACAGUCUGUUUUCUAUUUGUUGAUAAAGAACUGGAACUAAAGAAUCACAUGUUGAUGAAAAAGAAAAACCUUGAUGUUAAUAAAGUAAAAUAAUUGGGUUUUUGUACAAAGACCGGCUUUGGAUGCUUUGAUUUUGGAAUUUUAAGCGUUUUCGAAUAUGUGCAUGGUAACAUUGACCACCCCAGAAGGCUAUUCCACGUUUUUGGAUUCAUGCACAAAACAGCCCCGGGAAAGGUUGUCUGAUUUAUUUGUUCUUCAUUGCUGAGAAAGGCUUCCAUUGAGUGUCUAAUGUGUUGUUAUUUCCCUGUGUAACAAGCCUUGAAUCUAAUUAAUCUCUUAUCGCAUUACCAUAAUCACAGACUGAAAGGUUCUUUGAGUACAUUUAGUCGGUGAGGAAAAAGAUGCCACAUUAUUAAAAAAAAAUAUGUAAAAUGUAAUAAAGACUUUUUGUAAAAUUGAA
This is a messenger RNA of Fundulus heteroclitus (mummichog), 8740 nucleotides long. Its product is annotated as protein tyrosine phosphatase receptor type F. Gene Ontology annotation, molecular function: protein tyrosine phosphatase activity; protein binding. The transcript has 38 exons. Gene Ontology annotation, biological process: protein dephosphorylation. The record is from RefSeq and is a predicted model, not a curated record. NCBI's taxonomy places the organism in Eukaryota, Metazoa, Chordata, Actinopteri, Cyprinodontiformes, Fundulidae. The coding region runs from base 753 to 6536 and encodes 1927 amino acids.